AACAGCGUCCGGGCGGGCCUGAGGCUGGGAUGCGGCGCUGCUUCCCCCGGACCCCGCCUGUGCUUUCAACCUCCUGGUCAACCCUUUGCCACGACUCCUGGCAUCCGGAGAACGUCCUGCCGACCCCGUCCUGUGUCGUGGUGUGGCUUCUUCUCUCAGAGAGGAGCCCUGAAAAGAUCCAAGCCUCUCGUGGGAUGGGGGCCUCCUGCUCUCCUGCAGGAGGAUGAGCUCCCUGCGGCUUUUGUCCGCGGCUGCAGUGUGUUGGUCUUCAUCAAUGAAAAGAGGCCGCACCGGAUGGGGAUGAGAUUUCCACUGCUCCGGGAGUCACGCAUCUCCUCACGUGGUCGAGGCCUUCACAAGCUCAAAGUGGAACCGCCUCCAAAACGGUUGACAAGCGGACACAUGACCCAGGAGGAUGAGCUCCCUGCGGCUUUUGUCCGCGGCUGCAGUGUGUUCGUCUUGAUCAAUGAAAAGAGGCCGCAUCGGAUGGAGAUGAGAUUUCAACUGCUCUGGGAGUCACGCAUCUCCUCACGUGGUCGAGGCCUUCACAAACCCAAAUGUGACGGCAGUCCCCCCGCUCGCUCGCGCCUCGCGCAUGCGCAUUGGCUCGGCCGCCCCGCGCUCCGCUGCGGGCAGUCAGGCUGCGUCCCCGAGGAUGAGCUCCCGGCGGCUUUUGUCCGCGGCUGCAGUGUGUUCGUCUUGAUCAAUGAAAAGAGGCCGCACCGGAUUGGGAUGAGAUUUCAACUGCUCCGGGAGUCACGCAUCUCCUCACGUGGUCGAGGCCUUCACAAACCCAAAGCGGAACCGCUGCGAAAACGCUUGACAAGCGGACACAUGACCCAGGCUGGACGCGGAAGGAGGCUCACCAAAGACAGUCUGAUGUGCAUCUGGAGCCUGAGUUUCCAGCUAGGACCUAAUGACCAUCUGGGACCCAGGAACAGCAACAAGGAGAUAUAUAAUCAAAAAAUGAAUUCCAGUGUACAUCAGCAGCUAGGUAGAUACCAGUCCCAGGACAAUGAGCUCCCUGCGGCUUUUGUCGGCGGCUGCAGUGUGUUCGUCUUGAUCAAUGAAAAGAGGCCGCAGGGGAUGGGGAUGAGAUGUCAACUGCUCCGGGGGCCACGCGUCUCCUCACCUGAUCGAGACCUUCACAUCCCAAGGUGGAACCGAGGCGAAAACGGUUGA
This is a messenger RNA of Cercocebus atys (sooty mangabey), 1182 nucleotides long. RefSeq lists its product as uncharacterized. The transcript has 7 exons. Lineage: Eukaryota; Metazoa; Chordata; Mammalia; Primates; Cercopithecidae. The annotation marks the transcript as partial. The record is from RefSeq and is a predicted model, not a curated record.